Messenger RNA from Talaromyces marneffei, 1116 nucleotides. RefSeq lists its product as uncharacterized. The coding region runs from base 1 to 1116 and encodes 371 amino acids. NCBI's taxonomy places the organism in Eukaryota, Fungi, Ascomycota, Eurotiomycetes, Eurotiales, Trichocomaceae. The transcript is spliced from 5 exons. The record is from RefSeq and is a predicted model, not a curated record.
AUGUCUCAAUUCGAGCCCAAUGCGAUUCUGCGGGGAGCCCAGCUUACCGUUGUUGGCACUGUGCGAAUUCUGCGAAACCCCGAAUUAUUCAAGCAUGAUCACUUUCGCCAAGCUGCCCUGGCCGUUCUGAUUGGAGUGGUGAUUCACCUUAUCUUACAGAUUCCGAUGAUCAUUAUCAAGCUAGCGCUUCAAAUCGCUUCACUUGUGGUCGAGUUGGACUCCGCGACUUGGGAUGACAAGCUCAUUGGAGGGCUGAACUUCGUAUCCAACUCCGUGCUUCAAGUGCCCUUCCUACUCAUGACCCUUAUGCGAUACAUCACACCCACAUUAGAUGAUAUAUUUCUCCUAUCUCUCAAAUGGGUUGAUGCCACGUACGUCGAAAAACACAAAACCGAUGAUCCUCGAAACACCCGGGCCAUGUACUAUCCCAACCUCGUCAAAUACCAAACAAAAAGGAGCGGUUCUCCAUCGACACCACGGAAGCCAAUCAAUAUCGCACUGAUAGCGUUUCUGAAUCGAUACGCACGGAGGGUAGGUAUGUGGCUGGGAAUCUACGUUUUGUCUUUGCUUCCCGUGGUCGGACGAUUUGUUAUGCCCGCUGCUAGUUUCUACAGCGUCAGGAAGUCCUUGGGUACGACACCAGCAGCAGUCAUAUUUGGAUCAGGAUUGGUAUUGCCAAAGAGGUACAUCGUAUUCUUCUUGCAUACCUACUUUGCCUCACGAAGCUUGAUGCGCGAGCUUCUUGACCCCUAUUUCUCCCGUAUCCGAUUUGACAAGGAGCAAAAACGAAGAUGGUUCCUCGACCGGGAGGGCGUCCUUUUCGGCUUCGCAUUUGCCUUCACUAUCGUGCUCAAGGCCCCUUUUAUUGGCGUGCUCAUGUAUGGGAUUGCGCAAGCGUCCACUGCGUAUCUAAUCACAAAGAUCACCGAUCCCCCACCACCUCCUGAUCGCAGUGAAGGAUUCGCCGAGAAAGAAGUUACCUGGCAGAAUAAGCACGACUUUUUGCAACUUUCUAUUCAUGCUCUGGAUAGAAUCAAUGUGAAUGCUGUCGAUAAAAGUCGAGCCAAGAGUACCGGCGCGGAUGCACCCCCAAGCUCUGGGAAGGUUUACUCAUGA